AUGUUCUUUGCGGGGAGCCUAUUCAGGUCCUCCGCAGCUGCGGCGAGUCAACCAGGCUUGGCCUCCAUGCGGACCAACAACAUCCCCGACUUUGAGGUUACGGAUGAUGAUGCCGGCGAUGACCCUGAGAGCUUCCAGAUGGAGCCUUCUAUUGAUAAUGCACGAUUUCGUUCCAACUUCUAUCCAUCCUACACGAUGGUUUAUGGGUGGCCUAGCACUGGAGGCUUCUAUAUGUUGCAAUGCGACGGCGUAGACCUCGAGUUCCUUGGCGUUGACCGCCUCGUCCCAACACCGCGGAGCGAUGAUCCAGCGGAGGAUACUCACUGUAUCAACAUGCGCAAACUCGGUGCCAAGUUUUACCAAAGCGAUUGGGAUUACUAUCUCAAGACCACCACACACGAGGAUCUUCAGGAUCGCUAUCAAAAAGCGAUGGAGCUUGGCAAAGAUAAUUUCUUCGCGGCUGAAGAGGCCAAUAAGGCCGCCGAGAAGUUCAUCAAGGUUUUUGGAUGGCCGACAACCGGUGGAGUCUGGGCAUUGAAGGUGUCCACGGACAAAGUCCACUCGUUUGGCAUCAGAAACGCCUUCACGAUGGACGAAAAGUGUCGGGCGAUUGAGAUGAUGGGGGGAGUCUUUUAUGCCGACCCAAACGAGUGCCCAGAUUUGGACCUUGUAUAG
This is a messenger RNA of Colletotrichum abscissum, 675 nucleotides long. RefSeq lists its product as uncharacterized. The transcript has a single exon. The record is from RefSeq and is a predicted model, not a curated record. Bases 1 to 675 code for a protein of 224 amino acids. NCBI's taxonomy places the organism in Eukaryota, Fungi, Ascomycota, Sordariomycetes, Glomerellales, Glomerellaceae.